This is a messenger RNA of Dentiscutata erythropus, 808 nucleotides long. The record is from the annotation of a GenBank genome assembly. NCBI's taxonomy places the organism in Eukaryota, Fungi, Glomeromycota, Glomeromycetes, Diversisporales, Gigasporaceae.
AUGACUAGCGAAACUUUGCCAAGUUCAACAGAUGAUCAUACAGACAAUGUUAAUGCUUCCCAACUCAAAGUGCUUUUAUUAAAUUACCUAAGAAAUGGAAAUAUAUCUGAAAUUCCUGAUGCUAAGAAUAUUCCAAAGCUAAAUCUAUAUCAUAUUUGCAAAGGAGAAAUUCUAACACACCCACCCCAAGCAUUCACAAUAUUAUCUUGUGAUCAUAUAUUCCACCAAACCUGCCUUGAAAAAUAUAUUAUACGCACAAAAUCACGAAGCCCCAAAUGCCCAGUUUGCCCCGAAUUUAUUGAAACAAUUAGAGAAGAAUUUGCACAUGCUUCUGGUGAAUUCCAUCUAGUAUGCAAAGACUAUGACUCUGUAAACAAAGCAUCACAGGUAAGUACAGAUACUAUAGAGAAUGAUUAUAAUGCUUUGAAGUAUAUAAGGGAAUUGGGGUUAGUUGAGGAUGAUAGACCUAUUGCAGGUCAAGAGAAACAGGUAGAUAAACCUUCCAUGCAAGACCAGGCGAGAAGCUCUAUUACAGAUGAAAGAAAUACUAUUGUCACUUCACAAGUUCGGUCAGAAGGUCAAACCUCUCCAGAUGAAAACACUGAAAGUCACACACAAACCCAAUUAAGACAAUUGUCUCCAAAAAUUUCCUGUGAGCAGGAUACAUUGCAAGGUUUGUUGAAGGAAUUAUCUACGCCCAUUAAGGGGGAGUCUGCCGAAAUUAAUGAUGAUUUUGUAAAAGGUUCUGAGAAUUCUAUAUCAAAAAAUUUAGUUCGUUUAUACCAAAAAGCAUGUAGCGCAGAAACAC